Messenger RNA from Chlamydomonas reinhardtii, 8208 nucleotides. RefSeq lists its product as uncharacterized. The transcript is spliced from 7 exons. Gene Ontology annotation, cellular component: cytoplasm; nucleus. The record is from RefSeq and is a predicted model, not a curated record. Gene Ontology annotation, molecular function: MAP kinase activity; ATP binding. Gene Ontology annotation, biological process: intracellular signal transduction; protein phosphorylation. Lineage: Eukaryota; Viridiplantae; Chlorophyta; Chlorophyceae; Chlamydomonadales; Chlamydomonadaceae. Bases 481 to 5436 code for a protein of 1651 amino acids.
AUGAGGGCGCAGUAAUGGUUUCGGCCUCCUGCGCACCGGCUUCAGCACAUAAUGAGCCACUGAUACAACCUGCUUAAACUGCCACAUUGACGCCCGCAAAUAUGGGCUUGAAGCAACUCGUUUCCUGAGAUACAGUGCGCACUUCUUUGACCGCUCAAUCCGCAAUUUCAGAGAGCAUGGAGGUCAGCAUCAUGCAGAACAAUUGUGACUGAGCGACUGUGGGAACUGGCGCAAAGACUUAUUGCCAGCGGUUGGCGUCCGCAACGCUUUACUGCCUACUUCGCCACUCCUCCAUCAAUCCGCGCGCAGGCAUUCAAGCACCUCGGCUGGCUAGGCCACGGUAGCUAUGGCGACGUGCAGCUUUGCCAGGUCUCGACGGCCGCGGCGAAAACUUUGCUCGGCGAGGAUAUUCAUGAAGCCUCGGCGCAGCAGUUUGUGGCUUUGAAGACCUGGCGGGCAGCUCAUCACGAUCACAAGAUUAUGCGAAUAGCACUCCGCGAGGUUACCGUGCUCAAUGGCCUCAGCCACUGCAACAUUAUCAAGUUGCGGCGGGCGUUCCGCACCCCCUCUGGCCGCGUCUGCAUGGUGUUCGACUACGGCGGCUCUUCGGCGCAGCAGGUGUUGGAGGACCGCUACCCCCUCGGCUUCCCGGGGCCGCAGCUGAAGCGCCUGGCCUUCCAGCUGCUGCAGGCGCUCAAGUACUUGCACUCGCGCAAGAUCUUGCACCGCGACGUCAAACCCGCCAACGUGCUUCUGGACUCAGCUGGCGUGCUGAGGCUGUGCGAUUUCGGGUUUGCCCGGUUCACGUGUGAGGAGGCGGCCAUCGCCGCCAAGGCCGACUUGCGAGCCGCAGCCAGCAGCGACCGACUGACGCCCUACGUGGUCACGCGCUGGUACCGCGCGCCCGAGGUGCUGCUAGGAAUGCCGUACGGGCCCGGCGCAGACGUCUGGUCUUUCGGUGCCACGCUGGCGGAAUUGGCAACCGGCGAGCCCCUGCUCCCCGGCGACUCCAGCCUGGACCAGCUGGCACGCAUCAUGCGCGCCACCGGCCCGCUCAACCCCCACAUGGCCACCUGCCUCUCCCGCGACCUGCGCACACCGCUCACCAGCCUCCUCGCCAACCACGCGGCGCAGAAAGGCCCCAAUGGGCUGCUGCGCCAGACGCUGGGCGCGCGGCUGUCGCCGGCGCUGCUAGACCUGAUCGAGGCGUGCCUGCGGCCUGACCCCAAGGACCGGCCCACCGCGGAGCAGCUGCUGCGGCUGCCGUACUUCCUGGACGCGCCGCGGCUGUUUGCCGGAAGCGCCCUUGAGGUGCACUACGCCAAGGACCCCGUGUUCGCCGCCAUGCGCAGCCCGGCAGCAGCGCUGCAGCAGGCCACGGAGGCAGCGGCCGCCGCGGCGGCGGCGGUAGUGAGCGGCGCGGAAGGAUCCGCCGGGUGCCUGGCGCAGCGGCCGGCGGCGGACACCACGGACGCAGGCAGGGCGGCGUGCAAGGCCAUGGACGCCGCGGCGGCGGGCUGCAACGGCAGCGGCCAAGCGGCGGUGGCGGCGGCGCCGCCUGCCGCCGCCACACCGGCUGCCGCGGCGACAACAGCGGCUGCGUCCAUGGCGCACCACCGCCGGUAUGACUACGCGCCGCCGCAGCAGGAGCGCGCGGCGGAGCGGCAUCACCGGCACCUGGCGGCGCGCGCGCACGCCGGCCGCGCCGACAACCGCAGCAUGGCGGCCAGCAGCGGCGACACCUCCGACAGCGGCGUCAGCGGCGGCAGUGGCGGCAGCGUCAACGCGACGGCACCGCCGGCACAUACCACCAGCGGCCUCAGCAGCAUCACAAUGUCGAGCAGCAGCGCCGACUGCGCGCCGCCGAGCGCCAUGAUGAUGCGCACGCGCACCAGCUGCAGCGGCAUGACCACCACCACCACACAGGGCAACAGCGGGCGUGACACGUCGACCGCGCCCAGCUGCAGCCUGGACGGCAACACCGCCACCUCGGCCGUGGUGGCCGCAGCUGCGGCCGCUGUGGUGGCCGCAACGGCCGCUGGCUGCGGGGGCGGCUCUUGCACCGUCGGUGCUGACGCAGCAGCUGCAGAGGCGUGCGGCCGGACCGCGCUGGCGCAGGGCGCAGACGCCGCGCGCCGGAGCAUGGGCCUGCACAAGCGCCAGGCUUCAUCCGUUAAUGAUGCUGUCAUGGACGAGACGGGGUCAGCGCCCCUGCAACCGAAGCUAUCGGAAGCCACUGCUACGGAGGUGCCAGCGGAGGAGGUGUGGCGCGGCGAUGCCAACAAGUCGCGCCGCCUGGCCAGCACUAUCCUACCGCCCGACAAAGAGAUGACCACACGCACAUCCUCGCUGGUGCAGGACGCCGUCGCUGCUGCAGCCAUGGCCGCAGCCGUGGCAACAGCCACGACUGUUGUGCAGCCGGCGCCCGAGGGCAAGAGCGGCGCAACUGACUACCACGCCUGCCACAGCCAUGAAGUGUCCACUCGUGCCGCGGCGGCGGCAAGCGCUUUCGCCACCGCCGCUGGCAGAGCUGUCGCCGCUGCUGCGGGCACCGCCGGCGCGGCGGCUGCGGCGGUCAACUCAGUCAAUGUUGUGGUCAGCCCCGUCGUGGCUGCGGAGGGCACCGGCAGCAACAACAGCAGCGCCCCCCUUGGCUCUCACACACCAGGGCCAACUGCGCAGACAGACGCGCAUGCGGGCUACGUUGCGUCACCCAGCCGUCUUUGCAAGCACGGCUAUGAUGCCACCGAGUCUCCCUUUGUGUCCGCCGCCGCUCCUUUGCUCGACACCGGCCUGAGAGGACUGCCGGCCUCCACCACGUGCACUGAGGAGCAGCAGCCCACAGCCGCCUCCGCGAGCGGGCCGCUCUUCAUCACGCUACCUGCCACUUUUGUGGCGGCCGCUGCGCCGCUGGCCGGCGGCGUCCCCGCCGCCGGCAACCCUGAUGCUCAGGUCCGCAGCCAUGGCGAUCCCGCCGCCGCCGCCACCGAGCUGGCGGCGGCCUCUGCCGCCUCGCUGCAGACCGCCGCUGGCGUGCCCGCCGCCGCCGCCAUGGCUGCCGCCGCCAUGGCAGCUCGGUCAAGGUCCAUGUACGGAAGCAGCGGUCCUCGCGACGGCGCCGCCGCUGCAGCGGCACAUGCGUCUCGGACGUCAACGGCGCCUAACGCUGCCAGUGGUCCCAGCGGCAUGGUGCUCUGGAGCCACGGCUGGUCCGAGCGCAUCGACACAGGCUCCAGCUACGGCACCGUCUGUGGGCCCGCCGCAGGCCCCGCCUUGCCGGCGGUGCACCGCGAGACUUCGUAUGGAUGCUACGGCGUUGGCGUAGGUGCCAGCGGUAGCGCCUUUGCGGUGAUGGCGGCCGCGGCGGCGCUACCCUCGGGUGCCAGCCACGGCAACGGCCACGGCAACAGUAUCUACAACGGCAUCUUGACGAGCGUCGCCAACAUCCCGACGAUCUUCCAGGCUCAGGUGCAAACGCUGCCCUCCAGCGAUUUCCCGUUCUACAGCUCGGGUCACUUCGCCGGUGUCGCAGUUGCCCCAUCCAAGCCGCCGUCGGUCGCAACCGCCGCACGCGCCGCCAACGCCGCAGCCGCCAACGCCUGCGCAGCCAUGAUGGCGGGAGCACCGCCGCUCGGCAGCAGCCCGGGCGGCCACGCGGACGGCGAUGACGGCGGUGUCAGUGCGCAAUGGCUUGACAGCAACCCAAACCUGCGUAUGCAGCGGCGCGGCAGCUUCCGGCAACAUGCGAGCUUUCGCGGCAGUAGGGGUGGCAGCGCGAUGCUGGCGGCGGCGGCGGCGCACCACCACCAGCAACAGCAGCUGCACCAGCAGCAGCAGUCAGUGUGCACUUCUGCGAUGCUGGCCCAGGUGGUGGCGGCUUCGGAAUCAAACCCGUGCAGCACUCGAACCGCCAAGGCCAAUGUCAACGCCCACAACCACAACGAAGCGCUAGACAGCGGCUGCGUCACCACCACCAUGAGCAUUGGCGGCUGGGACUCGCCCGUCCCUGACGGCCACGCCGCCAGCGCUGACGGUGCGGGCCUGGUGGUGGCGGCCGUGGCGGCGGCGGCAGCCGGCGGCGCCACCGCGCCGCCUCCCAUGCGCGUCUCAGGCGGCGGACUGCGCGACAUUGCCGCGGCACACGCGGCAGCCCACGGCGACGGCGGGCGCGUCAGCGUGCCCCCCGGCCUCGCCAGCAUUGUCUGCGGCGGCUGUGGCGGCGUCGGUAUUGCUCUCGACGAUCCGUCCCUGUCCGCGACCGCGACGGCAGCUGAUGCCGUCAAUGGCCGACUGGGCGGCGCCGCCACCCGGCAGAUGCUGGGCACGGCGCCGCGCCUGAGCCAGCGGCACAGCGCACCCACGGAGCCGCAGGGCCACGGCGGCGCCGGCGACCGCACCACGCUGUGGUCGCCCUCCACCGACUCCUUUGAGCAGUUUGACAGCCGCUGCCGGCACCUGCAGCUCAUGGGCAUCAGUGCGCACGACGGCGUGGGCAGCUGUGGAGGCGGCGGCGACGGCAGCAGCUGCUACAUUGCGGACGUCGGCGCGGCACUGGACAGUGCGGAUGCCGACGCCGUCCGUGGUGAUGCGGCGGGCUCGCGACUGGACGGCUGGGGAAGGACGUCGCUGCAGCGGCAUGAUGUCGCCGUGGAUGCUGCUUCUGCUGUUGCUUUCGGCGUCGCUGCACAGGUGCCGCUGCAGCCGCACGUGUAUGUGCGUCACCCGCAGCGCCCGCAGAACCACAACUCGCACAAGCAGCACCAGCACCAGUACCAGCACCAUGCCAACGCGCACGGCGGCAUGCAGGUUGGCGGCGGCGGCGGUGGCAGCAGCCUACGCGCGGUCAUGGCGGUGACGGCUGCGGCGGUGCGGCGCGCGUCGCUAGGUCCGAUGGGCCCCUCGCCACACGGCGUGUCCCUGCCGCUGGGACCGGUUCCGGAGGAGAUGUCGAUGAAGAGCAGCCACCGCAGCCGUGAAAGCACGAGGCCGCUGCAUAUCGGUGUCGCUGGCGUUGGCGGCGGCACCCAGAUCGCAGCCAGCCAAUUAGUCAGUUGCGCCUUGAGCGGAGCACUGACUGAUCUUGAAUGCGAUAGCAACGCCUCUAACCGCCUCAGCCGCGUGCAACAGUAUGCGCCGCGCUCGCAGCAGUCCGACUGCAGCGGCCAGCUACCGACAGGGCGGCGGAACAGCACGGCAGCUCGGGCGGCUGCUCCCAGCGCAACGCCGGCCGCUCCCGGCGUGCCCGCCGACGAUGCCCGCUCCCGCAGCGUUGCGGAAGCUGUGCCGACUCAGGGUGGCGGCAGCGGCAGCAACAGCGGAGGCAGCAAGGCAGCUGCAGCGUUGGCUGCGACGGCCUCGGUCGACUCCGCCUCCAAGCAGCAGAAGAGUCUGCUACAGCGCGGUCGGCGCUGGUUUCAGAAGCUUCUGCAGUCUUGACGAACAAAGCUGAAUAUCAACGCACUGCCUGGCCUGUUACGCCUGACCGAGCUACCGCCGGUGGCGGAGCAGCAUGCUCCAGCAAGCUCAUGAGGGUGGUCCCAGCUCCGCUGGUGGGACGUGCUUUAGAGCUUAAUGUAAGCUGUUGACAAAUGCACGCCCUUCGGUGAGCAUUCUCGCGCCUGCACAUUUGAUUAAAUAACAUUUACAUCACACGCAUGCAUGAUGCAUGGGUUUUGGGGGCGCCGUACGGUGCGGCGUCUGUGCCCCUCAGGUUUUUGUGGUGCCUGUGAUGAUUGCGCAUCAGCUUCAUGUCUGCAUUGUCGGAAAGGCUUGGUGUUGGUUGGUGCGUGGGACAUGCAACGCAUUUCGUCUUGGACCGCGGUGUGUCUACGCGAUGCUGGGAUAAAGGCCUCAAGGGCUGACACUUGACAGGAUGCCAAGGAAGAAGAGGGGUCGGCUGGCCACGCGACGUCCACGCGUGCGCUCUGCAAACGCCCCCACUGGCCCAAAGGCCCCCAAGCUGUGGCGUUUUUAGCAAGGUGGUUGUCUCGUUGGGUAGGCGGGACGCUAAGUCCCUCCAAGUGCCAAAAGAAAAAGCGCAUAAGGUCGAUCGAUCGCCACGAAUUGAGCUACAGCCUGCGAGAGAACUGGUUGAUGCAAAAGGCCCCUCGACUGGGAAAAAUUGCGACAAAACUCCCCUUAUUUCAUAAUUUCUAUAGCCGAGCAUGAGCUGCGAUGAUAAUUUCUAUAGCCGAGCAUGAGCUGCGAUUGCCACAAAAUGGUGGUCCGGCGCCAGGAUGGAUGGCGGCACAAGAGUCACAAGUAAGAUUACGUCGGUGCAUGCCCUAUAUGUGCUGCACAACCAAGAGCUGAGAGAGCAAUGAGAUUUACGAAGGGUAAAACUUUGUUGCGAGGGGUGUUCGGGCAUGUGAAGGGGUUUCGUGGGGCAUCGUGUAUGCAUCAGGGACAGGUUGUACUUGGUCGGUCAGACAGUGACAGUCCGCUAGGGCGGACUGUAUUUAGAAGCCGGAGCACUAGCAUUUGUAAAAGGAGCUGAGAUCGGUGCCGUGGUGAUACGGCGAUGUCCAUUAUCGUGAUUAUCAUGCUGACCAAAACGAAGGACAAGGAUAAGGAAGAGCGGACCUGAGUGGACUGGGGCAAGGAUCAGGUGCUGCACGCAAAGCGCCGGCGAAGGCCAUGAGUGUUGAGUCAUGUGGUGCGCUUCUGUGCAUGUGCAUGUAUGGGGAAGUGUCAUUUUUAUUUGGCGGGAGCAUAGAUGCACAUGGGAUCAUGCAUGAGAAUGCUGCGUACGCAAGUCCAUUGGUUCGGGGGGGGGGGGGCGUGACGCUAGCCAAGGCUUCGGAACGUGAGUUGAGACACAGGGUGGUAGUGCAUGGCGAAGGACGUGAGGUGCAGUUUGAGUAAACGUUUGCAGAGGUCCCUUCGGACCAUCCGUGGGGCUUUGACGCCUCCUGGGUGCUGCCGCGCAAAGGUGUUUGAUACCGACCGCAGCAGCAACAGAAGCGCCCAACAAUAAAUGUGUUCAUAUUGUCCUGGCAUGAUCAUGUGCAGGCAGUCCUCCAAAUAAGUGUAUGCGCGUUUCGCGCCCAUAUACACGCACGUGAGUUGGCAGGGCGGCCCUUGAAGGCCUUGAUCCUGCGGAGAUGGAUCACUACGGGUAGGCUAUGGGAAUUCUGCACGGGUUUGCUUCGUCAAGACAAGGUGGCACUGCAUGGGGUGCGUGCGCGCUCAGCACUGGUGGUGAGGACGCGAGACGCACGGGAGCCGACUAGGGUGAGCAUACCCGGUAAACCGUAUGCCUGUAGAUUGUUUGUCUCUUGGCUGGCGGCCUCACUUUUGAUGUACUGAUGUCACUGAGGCGCCGGGCAUGUGACGUCUGGCUGCGCGUGACUUGAGUGCGCGAUCCAAACAUGGUCAUAUGGUGACACGUGCAAGGGCACCUCAUUGACGUGUGUACGUGUGUUCCCCUAUCAGGUGUAGAGAUUCUAACCGGGCAUGUUGCCGCAGGCAGCGUACCGUAUGCUUUAUGCCAAACCCAUUUCCACAGCGGUGCCGGACCGCGGCCAUGGCACGUAACGCUCCGGCCUGUUGAAAUCUGGUCAGUAAACCAUUUUAUGUGAAUGGCGGCUGUGUUGCUGCCAGCCCGGUUUGUGUUACUUGGUUUCGACUAUUGUGGUGUUGGCUUUGUCGCCGGUACAAUGCUGUGUGCGCCAACAACUUGGUCGCACGGCCGCUAACGCAAUUGAAAGCGGCAGGCCACGUGUUGCAUGGCACCCGUGGAGGCCGCGGUCGCUGUUUGGAAUUUGAGUCCUCCUGGUGCGUGAGUUGAAUGCAUGCAUCGAAUAAUGCAACAUACCGUACGCUCACUUUCAAGGCACGCGGCCAGUAAGCGGCCAGCAAGCCUCUACUUGAGGGCUACCUAGCCUGGCAUUGGUGGGGCCCUAUUGCCUGUUGAGCAAGAUCAGUGAACAUUACUUAAUACAGUGGGAUUUGUGCAUGCACAGAUGCUCGAGGCGAUGAGUAGUACGCCAGCCAUCUGGGAUGGGGGCUCCAGAUAGGGAAGUAAAGGCUGGCAUGCAAUGUGGGCUAACAGGGCGCGUACAGCUUGGGGAAUCUCGCUGGAAGUGCUGUGUAGGUGGCCAUUCAGGGCAGGGUGAUCGCAUUCCACGUCACUGGCUCGUGAACUGCGUCAGCAGGUCCGUCUUGUAACCAAUGCAAUUUUCACUGGCGUUGUAACACCUUUGCUUG